CAAAAGGGAUAAAAAGUGAAGAGGCAUAGUGAGACAGAGCACAGCUCUCUCUCUUUGUGUCAAGAUUUUAAGUAAUAAUCUGAAGGAUUGAACAUUGAGACUUAUUUUGACUUUAUUUAUUUUCAACCUCACUGUCCUAUAGGAUCUCAACUGGAUUCCUUUCAUCAGACUCUUCUUCUCAUUUACCUGUUUCAUUGCUACUAUGAUGUCUGUUUGGCUGCUGUCUCUUUUUUGCAUGGAUUUUCUUACAUUCUCAUUUCCAGAGGGGCUGAAGUUUCCUAGUUUUGAUGGAAAGGACAGAGUCAUUAAUGUAAAUGAGAGGAAUUAUAAGAAGGCAUUGAAGAAUAAUGGCAUGAUGUGUUUGCUCUAUCACAAGCCCCUGCCUUCAGAUAAGGAGCUCCAGCAGCAAUUUCAGAUAAGGGAGAUGAUACUGGAGCUUACUGCUCAAGUUCUAGAAGACAAGGAUAUUGGUUUUGGAAUGGUAGAUUCACAUAAAGAUGCUAAGGUGGCAAAAAAGCUUGGUCUGGAGGAGGAGGGAAGCAUCUAUGUGUUUAAAAAUGAAAGAAUAAUUGAGUUUGAUGGGGAGCUCUCUGCAGAUAUACUUGUUGAAUUCCUGUUGGAUUUGUUAGAAGACCCAGUUGAGCUGAUUAGUAACCCCAUGGAGCUGCGUGCCUUUGAGAGAAUGGAGGAAGACAUACGCCUUAUUGGUUACUUCAAGGGUGAAGACUCAGAAUAUUACAAAGCUUUCCAGAUGGCUGCAGAAAAGUUUCAACCAUAUGUGAAAUUUUUUGCCACUUUUCACAAAAGGGUGGCAAAACAGCUUACUCUAAAAAUGAAUGAGAUUGAUUUUUAUGAGCCCUUCAUGGAUGAGCCUGUUAUUGUUCCUGGCAAACCCAAUUCAGUAGAGGAGAUAGUGGACUUUGUUAAUCAACACAGAAGGCCCACUUUAAGAAAGCUGCGAACUGAGGACAUGUUUGAAACUUGGGAGGAUGACAUGGAUGGAAUCCACAUUGUUGCCUUUGCUGAGGAGGAGGAUCCCGAUGGCUAUGAAUUCCUGGAGAUUUUAAAGGAAGUUGCAAGGGACAAUACUAAUAAUCCAGAUCUCAGCAUAAUUUGGAUUGACCCAGAUGAAUUUCCUUUGUUAACGACCUACUGGGAGAAGACCUUUAAAGUGGACCUUUUCAGACCACAGAUUGGUGUAGUGAACGUGACUGAUGCUGACAGUGUAUGGUUAAACAUGCCAAAUGAUGAAGAUCUACCAUCAGCUGAGGAGCUGGAGGACUGGAUAGAUGAUGUUCUCUCAGGAAAGGUCAACACUGAGGAUGAUGAUGAUGACAGUACUGGCGACAGUAGCAACGAGGAUGACCAUUAUGGUGAUUAAUCUGUGUAAAAAUUAUAACUAUAGAACAUCUGAAGUGUGGUUACUGAUCAGAGAUUGUAAAACUAGCCAUUUUUAUUAAUAUAUCUAAUAGUGUUUAAUUAGUAAAAAAAAAGUUUAUUUUACAAGUCUUCAUUGUAUAAAAACACAACACAUGCUUAUAUUUGGUGCUGCUUGUUCAUCAAAUGACUGGAACUGAAUUAUGGCUAAUAAAAAAAUAGU
Messenger RNA from Triplophysa dalaica, 1600 nucleotides. RefSeq names its product calsequestrin-2-like. Gene Ontology annotation, cellular component: sarcoplasmic reticulum lumen. The transcript has 11 exons. Gene Ontology annotation, molecular function: calcium ion binding. Bases 203 to 1381 code for a protein of 392 amino acids. The record is from RefSeq and is a predicted model, not a curated record. Lineage: Eukaryota; Metazoa; Chordata; Actinopteri; Cypriniformes; Nemacheilidae. Gene Ontology annotation, biological process: regulation of cardiac muscle contraction by regulation of the release of sequestered calcium ion.